Mesorhabditis spiculigera is the source of this 1296-nucleotide messenger RNA. NCBI's taxonomy places the organism in Eukaryota, Metazoa, Nematoda, Chromadorea, Rhabditida, Rhabditidae. The record is from the annotation of a GenBank genome assembly.
AUGCCAAUGCCUCCUGUCACGACCACCACCACCCCUCAACCCAUCACAACAACGACACCUGAAGCAACGACAACUACGGGAGAAACCACCACAACUGCCGCUGAGACUACCACGACAAGCGUAGAAACGACGACGACAACGACGGAAACCACGACGACUACUACCGAAACUACGACAACUACUACUGAGACGACCACUACGAGUGAACCUACAACAACGACUACGGAAGCAACGACAACUACAACUGAACCGACGACGACGACCAUGACAACCACCACCGAGGCAACCACGACUACAACCGAGCCAACGACGACCACCACUGAACCCACAACGACAACGACGAUGACAACUACUACUGAGACAACCACCACCGAGCCGACCACCACCACCACGACAACAACCACAACAACGACGUCCACCACGACAACUACAACUACAACAACUUCCGUCUGCACCAACUGCCCGAAUAUUUCUGUGGCAACCGGGAUUACGGUGAUGUACAACUUUGACGCCAGUGGUUGUCGCGUGGCAACUUUCAGCGGCUGCACGACUUAUCGAACCCGCGUGGGUGUAACUAAUACAGCUAUCACCAACCCUGUCACAUGUCGAGACCAAUCGGGAGCUCCUAGAUGGUUCCCCGGCGGUGUCCAAAACACUGCGCAAGUUCACAACGCUUCCGUCCCAAUAACGCACAAAUCGGCACUGGAACCGAAAUACGGGAUCGUCCCUCCUAGGGCGGGUCUCGACGUCUUGAAAGCGGCAACCAAUGGUUGUAUGAGAAUGCCGAUGCCCCCGGUUACGACGACGACGGCCGCACCAGAUACCACCACUACCGUCACGACAACAACCGGCACAGAUGCAACCACCACAACAGGCACCGAAGCAACCACCACGGCAGGGACUACCACUACUGGUGAGACUACUACGACCGGGACAACAACUGAAGCCACAACUACUACGUCUACAACCACUGAGCCCACGACGACAACAACCGAAGUGACAACCACUACAACCGAAGUGACAACCACUACAACCGAAAUGACAACCACCACUACGCCGCCACCUAUCUGCUCGAUGUGCCCUGAUAUGACAAUCACGGCCCCAGCCUCAGCAACAUACAGCUUCGACGCAAAUGGCUGCAGAGUUGCGACACUCUCUGGAUGCGCGACAUACAGAACCCAGGUUGGUAUCACAAGAACACCACUUUCCAGCCCGGUGACCUGUAAGGAAACAGCCUCUGCUCCGAGAUGGUACACCGCAUCGAUCCAAAACUCCGCAACUGUGCAGUGCGCUAGU